Messenger RNA from Guyanagaster necrorhizus, 1542 nucleotides. RefSeq names its product peptidase S28. Gene Ontology annotation, molecular function: dipeptidyl-peptidase activity; serine-type exopeptidase activity. The record is from RefSeq and is a predicted model, not a curated record. The coding region runs from base 1 to 1542 and encodes 513 amino acids. Gene Ontology annotation, biological process: proteolysis. The transcript is spliced from 12 exons. NCBI's taxonomy places the organism in Eukaryota, Fungi, Basidiomycota, Agaricomycetes, Agaricales, Physalacriaceae.
AUGGCGCCCCGGUCCAUCUCGCUGAUCCUUCUGCUCACUGCUUUCCGACAUGUUUGCUGUCGCGUCCCCAAACCACCAGGAAUCCCGAUGGUGGAUAUCGAAUCGGGAUUUUCUCAUCAUGCUCUGCAAGCAAGGGCAAUGCCUCCUUACAACACGACCUAUUACUUUGAUCAGCUUAUCGACCACAAUGAUUCAUCGAAAGGCACGUUUCAGCAACGUUACUGGCAUACGGCGGAGUAUUACCAAGAGGGCGGCCCCAUUAUUUUCAUGAAUGCGGGAGAGGUCAACGCAGCUCCUUAUUACGGCUAUGUGACAAAUAGUACGAUCAAUGGUGUCAUCGCACAGAAAUACGGCGGCGCUGCAAUCGUUCUCGAGCAUCGCUUCUUUGGCUUGAGUAAUCCUUACCCGAACCUCGACGUCUCCAGCUUUCAAUAUCACACGAUAGCUCAAGCUAUCGAGGACAACGUCUAUUUCGCCAAGAAUGUUGUUCUUCCGCAGGACAAUGGAGAUAGCGUCGGCCCGGAUAAGGCACCAUGGAUCAUGAUUGGGGGAAGCUACCCAGGCGCCUUGGUCAGCUGGACUAUGGCCGCACAUCCAGACGUAUUCUGGAUAGGAUAUUCUUCAUCCGGUGUUGUUCAAGUUCAGAUCGACUUCUGGCAAUACUACGAGCCCAUCAGGGAGAACAUGCCCAAGAACUGCUCCGCCGAUGUCGAAGCCGUCAUCACCUACGUCGACAAGGUUUUCUUCGGAUCUAACACUACCGCACAACAAGAGCUUCAGGCACUGUUCGGCUUCUCGACUGAUUUGGAGGUCGCCCAGGCUCUGAGGUGGGAUCUGUGGACAUGGCAGGAUAUGCAGCCUAAUACUGGCGCCGGUGCCACCUUCUAUCAAUUUUGCGAUGCAUUGGAAGUCAAGGGUAACGUCACCGCUUCUGAGACUGGCUGGGGGCUGGAAAACGCGCUCGGCGCGUGGGGUUUGCAUUUCACUGCCAGUAUGGUCGCUGUUCACUCUCCUCCCUCUCCCGCAGGCAUUCCUCUCAACCGGGAGAUCCCGCAUUCUCGAGAGUUGAACGCUAGGGAUGACUAUCCUGUUGAUGACGCAGACCGUUCCUGGUUCUGGUUGAUAUGCAAUGAGAUCGGAUUCUCAUUGGAUGGACCGCCCGUCGGACAAGGGGGGAUAGUUUCUCGCUUAAACGUUUGGGAGGAUAAUAUGCGUGAUUGCGUGACCUCAUUUCCCGAAGCAUUCUCAGAGUAUCCUACUCCAAAUGUGAAUCGGACGAACAUCCUGUAUGGUGGGUGGAGUGUGAACAAUACCCGACUAUUCUUCGCGAAUGGUAAACGGGAUACAUGGCGGGAAGCUACAGUAUCGGCGGUUAAUACUACUGCCGUCAGCACAGACAUCCAGCCCAUCAGGUUGUCGAAUGGCUUUCACGCAUCAGAUUUGGUGAUGCGGCUGGCGGCGCCUGAUCCCACGAUUGUCGCGGUGCAGGACGCAUUUAUCACGUACGUAGAAUCGUGGUUGAAAGAUUUUGUGCCGUCGUAG